UUCAGCUCCACCGGCUCCAUGCCGAUUAUGUGCUACGCAUUGUUUAUCCGCCGUGAUGCCCCGCGUGUCCCGCCAAUUGCACCUGUGUGGCUAGUUCAUACUUGACCCCUCCAUCCUGCGACACAGCAUGCUGUUUUUCCGUGGCAUAAUUUCGGCGAUUAGACCCAUAAUGGCUUCCUGUUCAGGAACUUCAGCCAGCACUGAUCAUGGGAUGGCCUCCGUAGUUGUUGGUGCUGGUGUGGAGCUUCAGCACCCCAUCGAUGAUCCAUCGAUAAUAUGUACGUGCUUCGCUCCGAGUAAUGGGGCGGAUGGAGAAAUAUAUCUAGAGCUCCAAUUCCUCGAGUUCCCAGGCUUUUGAUUGACUUUAUACGCUGGUUGUGUUCCGCCUUCCUUACAGAUUUUCUCAAUCAGUGAACUGGCUU
Messenger RNA from Aspergillus versicolor CBS 583.65, 422 nucleotides. RefSeq lists its product as uncharacterized. The transcript has a single exon. Lineage: Eukaryota; Fungi; Ascomycota; Eurotiomycetes; Eurotiales; Aspergillaceae. The coding region runs from base 128 to 358 and encodes 76 amino acids. The record is from RefSeq and is a predicted model, not a curated record.